GCGAUAAGAAGUGGUGUCACCUUCGCCUUUAUCGGCUGCCACUCCACGAGGCUCGGCGAGGGACCACUCGUCGCCGCACAGUCACGAUGCUCCGGCUCGCGCUGCUGAUCGCGCUGGCCAGCGCUGCACGGGCAGGAAACAACCUGAACGAGCAGGUCAACCAAAACAGGUACUUCCUCCACGACCGAUGCCGAAUCGGGCUGCAGGAACAAGUCAACUUGGAAUUGCACGCUAGCUUGGUCUACAUGCAGAUGGCCGCACAUCUGGCCAACAACAAGGUGGCCCGCAACGGGUUCGCGCGCUUCUUUCGCGACCAGUCGAGCGAGGAGCGCGAACACGCGCAGAAGCUCAUCGACUACGUGAACCUGCGCGGAGGCACCGUGUCCGCCGUGAACGUGGACAUGCCGGCCACGGCCACCUGGAUGAGCGUCCUGGACGCCCUGCAGGCGGCGCUCGCCCUGGAGCACCGCGUCACCAACAGGCUGCACGAGCUGCACCGGCUCGCCGACGACAGCCAGGACCCGCAGAUGGCAGACUUCCUGGAGCAGGAGUUUCUGGCCGAACAGGUCCGCUCCAUCGACCAGCUGCAGCGGCUCAUCACGCAGCUGCAGAACAUGGACACCGGCCUGGGCGAGUUCCUGCUGGACCAGCAACUGCGCGCCUAAUGACUAAUAAAGCUUGUAGGACUCGCA
Molecule: messenger RNA, 692 nt
Organism: Dermacentor andersoni
Lineage: Eukaryota; Metazoa; Arthropoda; Arachnida; Ixodida; Ixodidae
Product: soma ferritin
Biological process (GO): intracellular iron ion homeostasis; iron ion transport
Cellular component (GO): cytoplasm
Molecular function (GO): ferric iron binding; ferrous iron binding
Source: RefSeq, a predicted model, not a curated record